Stegastes partitus (bicolor damselfish) is the source of this 1639-nucleotide messenger RNA. It is a transcript of the gene cbx3a, whose product is annotated as chromobox homolog 3a (HP1 gamma homolog, Drosophila). Gene Ontology annotation, cellular component: nucleus. Bases 595 to 1146 code for a protein of 183 amino acids. The transcript has 5 exons. The record is from RefSeq and is a predicted model, not a curated record. Lineage: Eukaryota; Metazoa; Chordata; Actinopteri; Pomacentridae.
CAGAGCUUCCGUAUAACAAACGUUGCACCGUGCAAUAUUCGUGCCUAAUUUAAUUGCAUUGCCAAACGGGUUGCGGUGCCAGUGGUUUUCCACGUUGGGCCGUAUUGCAUGCGGAAAGUCUGCGCAAAGAGAGCGACUCAUAACAACAUUAGCUGCUCUAUUGUUUAAAUUUUACUGCAGUAUUUUGACCUGAACAACGUCAGUUAGCUUAAAAGUAGACGUGGCUAUUUUAGGUGUUAUGCUAGCUGUAUCGAAGAGUUAUUUGUGCGUAAUUGUGUUGCAGAGCGGGCGUUUGCCUUAAUUGCCUUGUUGCAAUUGCUAAUGUAAGAAAGUUGUGCCUUUUCGUCAUACCACCGUCUCAAUUGACGCCGGGUUGCAGGUGGCAUUGCAAAGUCGAGGAAAUUUUGGUUUAGAAAACGAUAGCUGCAGUUAGCCCGCCGGUUAGCCAUUUUUGCAUUUGGCUAGCUCUGAGCACUACCUGAGGCUUAGCUAAUUAGCGCCUUUUUUUUCUUUUUUUUUUUCACAUUUAAGUGGUAUACUGCGUCCAGGGUGUUGUACUUGUGUACGCUACUGGUCAUUUAUUUGAACAACAAAAUGACGACGGAAGAAACUAAACACAAAAUGGGCAAGAAGCAGAAUACCAAGGGUAAGAAGGAUGCACAGGAGACACAAGAAGAACCUGAAGAGUUUGUUGUGGAAAAAGUACUCGACCAGCGUCUUGUCAAUGGGAAAGUAGAAUUCUACCUGAAGUGGAAAGGAUUUACAGAUGCUGACAAUACCUGGGAGCCAGAGGAGAACCUUGAUUGUCCAGAGCUGAUUUCAGCGUUUUUGGAAGCACAGAAGAACGUUAAGGAGAAGCCCGCUCCUGUUAAGAGGAAGGCAUCCACAGAUGAGCCAGAGACAGAAUCCAAGAAGAAAGAUGUGGCUGAGAAACCACGUGGCUUUGCUAGGAACCUCGAACCAGAACGAAUCAUUGGCGCAACAGACAGUAGUGGGGAGUUGAUGUUCUUAAUGAAAUGGAAAGACUCAGAUGAAGCAGACUUAGUUCCUGCCCGUGAGGCCAACACUCGCUGCCCUCAGGUGGUCAUAUCCUUCUAUGAGGAGAGACUAACAUGGCAUUCCUGUCCAGAGGAUGAAGCUCAGUAGUUUUUCCUUUGGUCGCUGCAGUCCCCUGUUCCACGUGCACCCUUUCCUCAGGACGGGAUUCUCUCCUCCGGCUUGCCUUUUAGUUUUAGCAACCUUUAGUUAUUUUUGAAGACGAUUGAACAUUCGCAUCAUUUGGCGGUCGGGGGGAGCUUUGUUGUCGUACAUUUUCUGCAAAACUGAUUGAACAGAUGGUGAUGGUGUUGUUGUGUAUCAUUAAAGAAGUCUUCCGGUAUCAUUGAGAUUGACUGAUUCCUUUGAUAGAACCCAUCACCCAUAUUCAUACACGUUCAAAUGUUUUGAGUUCUACAUUACGGCUGCUUUAAUCUGUAAAACUUUCAGUCAUCUCUUUCUAUGACGUUCUCAGUCUCAUGUAAGAUGCAUUUUGUUUUGUUUUUUCCACUACGCUAGUGCUGAUGUUUUGUUUCAAAAGUACGUUUUGUAUACCGUCUGUAAAUAUUAUUUUAAGUUCUAAUAAAGGUUUUAUGUGGCCAGA